AUAGCCGUUGCAUAUUCUUUAAGUAUGAUCUACUCCAUGAUCAUUGAUAUGUGUGUGAACAAAUACAGUUGUUUGAUAUGGAAAGACCUCAUCGGGACAAGUCAAAAAGUGGCAACAACACUAAUUAAAGUCCCCAAAGAGUUUGUUGGGAAGAAGUUUAUAAACAUUCAUUUCUUUCUCAAAGAGAAUCAUGUGAAGUGUAUAGGUAUAUGGACUCCAACACUUGAUGGGUUCAAUUUAAUAGUAAAACAAAACACAAUACUAGGUCCAAGCGAUUCAGUUUUUUGUAUCGUUUCUUUAAAUGAAGUCGAAACUUUACAAGAGCGUGUCGAUGAAAGUUCGUGUGAAAGUACUUCAUACGACCGUGACAAAAGCGAAAGUUAUUCCUCUUCUAAUGAUGAUCUCGAGACAACUUGUGUCCGCAAAAUUCAACUCCCUGAACACACACUAGCAAGUCGAGUCAAUGAAGUCGACUUCAUCGAAAUGUCUCCCGCCAUCUCUACCAAUCCAUCACGCUCUUCUUCUCCAACAAAAAUUGAGGUUCCUUUGUAA
This is a messenger RNA of Entamoeba invadens IP1, 552 nucleotides long. RefSeq lists its product as hypothetical. The annotation marks the transcript as partial. The transcript has a single exon. Lineage: Eukaryota; Evosea; Mastigamoebida; Endamoebidae. The record is from RefSeq and is a predicted model, not a curated record.